Molecule: messenger RNA, 3179 nt
Organism: Olea europaea var. sylvestris
Lineage: Eukaryota; Viridiplantae; Streptophyta; Magnoliopsida; Lamiales; Oleaceae
Product: sucrose synthase 7-like
Exons: 16
Coding region: 444-3074 (876 amino acids)
Biological process (GO): sucrose metabolic process
Molecular function (GO): sucrose synthase activity
Source: RefSeq, a predicted model, not a curated record
ACUAAAUCUUGCAACUACUAAAAUAAUCUUAAGGGAAUUUGAAUAUCUUGAUGACCUUCUCUAAUGAACUCGGUAAAAUAGCCUUGUAACUUAGGGAGAAGGCUUGCUUCCUCGCAAAGUGGUUGCAAUGACCUACCAACAACGUAGGUCUUUGCAAGGUUGUAAGACCGUGUAUGGAGGUCGAUGUCUUAUUAGUGUCGGGAGGUUAAGGAUGUUGGUAACAAGAUGAUGGAGGAAUUGGCAAUCGAAUUUUGAGUUUAAUUAGUUGAUUAUUAAUGAACAAAGAAAAAUGACAUGAUAUCUUUAACAUGUGCAUGCAUCGAGCAAUUAAUUCAAGUGUACAACAAGCAUCUCCAACAUAUAGAAUCAAUACGAUUAACAAAGAAAAUAAAAUCCUUUUUGUUACGUCCAAUAUAUGGUCAACAUAGUAUCAAGUGGAUAGCAUGCCAGAUGCCUUGAGGCAGAGCCGAUACCACAUGAAGAGAUGUUUUGCCAGGUUCACUGGAAUGGGAAGAAGGCUAAUGAAAUCCCAGCAUUUAAAGGAAGAGAUAGAGAAAACAAUUGAGGACAAGCUUGAGCGAUCCAAGAUUUUGGGAGGUACCAUUGGUGAUAUCUUCAAUUCAACACAGGAGGCAGUUGUGGUACCACCUUAUGUUGCUUUUGCAAUGAGACACAAUCCUGGGGUUUGGGACUAUGCUAAGGUGAAUGCAGAGAAUCUAUCUGUUGAUAUCAUCACAGGCGAAGAAUAUUUGAAAUUCAAAGAAAUGAUCAUUGAUGAGAACUGGGCUAAGGAUGACAAUGCACUGGAAAUAGAUUUUGGAGCAUUCGACAUUUCCAUUCCUCGUCUAUCCCUUUCUUCGACCAUUGGAAAUGGGAUGACCUAUAUCUCGAAAUUCAUGACAACGAAAUUCAGUGAGAAUCCUGAGAGCGCGAAGACUUUGGUCGAGUACUUGCUUGCUCUCAAGCAUCAGGGAGAGAAAUUAAUGAUUAACGAGACUCUCAAUACGAUAACAAAGCUUAAAGAAGCGCUGAUAAUUGCUGAAAUUUAUGUCUCUGCUCAACCGAAGGACACGCCUUAUCAAAAUUUUGAGUCAAAGCUUAACGAAUGGGGCUUUGAGAAAGGGUGGGGCGAUAAUGCGGAAAGAGUAAGAGAGACAAUGAGGAUACUUUCCGAGGUACUUCAAGCACCGGAUCCUACAAAUGUAGAAGUUUUUUUGGGCAGGCUUCCUGUCACAUUCAACAUUGUUAUCUUCUCUGUUCAUGGCUAUUUUGGCCAGUCAGAUGUCCUCGGAUUGCCUGACACUGGAGGCCAGGUGGUUUACAUUCUAGAUCAAGUGAAAGCUUUAGAGGAAGAACUUUUAUCAAGAAUUAAGCAGCAAGGCUUAAAUGUGAAGCCCCAGAUUAUAGUGGUGACUCGUCUCAUACCAGAUGCGCAAGGGACGAAAUGCAAUCAAGAGAUCGAGCCUAUUAUUAACACCUCACAUUCUUACAUCCUCAGGAUCCCAUUUAGGACAGAGAAGGGGAUUCUCCGCCAAUGGCUUUCUCGAUUUGAUGUCUACCCUUAUUUGGAGAGGUUUUCCCAGGACUCUAGUGCAAAGAUAGUUGAGCUAAUGGAAGGUAAACCAGACCUCAUACUUGGGAAUUAUACCGAUGGAAAUAUUGUGGCAUCUUUAGUGGCUAGCAGACUUGGAGUAACUCUGGGAACCAUUGCUCAUGCUUUGGAGAAAACUAAAUACGAAGAUUCAGAUAUGAGAUGGAAGGAAUUGGACCCCAAAUACCACUUCUCAUGCCAAUUUACAGCUGAUUUAAUUGCAAUGAAUACUGCUGAUUUUAUAGUUACCAGCACAUAUCAAGAAAUUGCGGGAAGCAAGAACCGACCUGGACAAUACGAAAGCCAUGUCGAAUUCACUAUGCCAGGGCUCCAUAGAGUAGUUUCAGGCAUCAAUGCAUUUGAUCCGAAGUUUAAUAUCGCUUCACCGGGAGCAGAUCAGUCCAUCUACUUCCCGUUCACGGAGAAACAUAACCGACUUACCACGUUUCAACCUGCCAUUGAGGAACUAUUGUACAGUAAGGAGGAUAAUGACGAGCACAUUGGAUUUCUUGCAGAUCAAAAGAAACCAAUUAUCUUUUCAAUGGCAAGACUUGAUACAGUGAAGAAUAUUACAGGGUUGACUGAGUGGUAUGGGAAGAAUAAAAAGCUUAGGAGUUUGGUAAACCUCGUUAUUGUUGGUGGAUUCUUCGAUCCAUCCAAAUCGAAGGACAGGGAAGAAAUGGCUGAAAUCAAGAAAAUGCAUGCUUUAAUUGAAAACUACGAACUUAAAGGCCUAAUACGAUGGAUAGCCGCUCAAACUGAUAGAUAUCGUAAUGGUGAACUGUACCGGAGCAUUGCUGACACGAGGGGGGCUUUUGUGCAGCCUGCAUUAUAUGAAGCUUUUGGUCUAACCGUUAUUGAAGCAAUGAACUGUGGAUUACCCACAUUUGCAACCAAUCAAGGGGGACCAGCAGAAAUCAUCGUUGAUGGUGUCUCAGGAUUUCUCAUCGAUCCUAACAAUGGUGACGAAUCAAGUAACAAGAUUGCUGAUUUCUUUGAGAAAUGUAACGGAGAUCCUAAAUAUUGGCAUAGGAUGUCUCAAGGAGGUCUCAAGCGCAUAUACGAAUGCUAUACAUGGAAGAUAUAUGCAACCAAAGUCCUGAAUAUGGGGUCAGCUUACGGCGUCUGGAGGCAGUUAAACAAAAUGCAGAAGCAAGCUAAACAAAGAUACAUUGAUAUGUUGUACAAUCUUCACUUCAGGAAAUUGGCCAACAAUGUAGCCACCCCUCUUAAAGAAAGACAGCCAUCUACCCCAACGGACACUAGUGAAUCCCAACAACCAGCACUGCAAAAACCAGCGCCAGCGCCAGCGCCAGUACCAGCACCAGCACCAGCACCACCAAAACCUCCACGGACUCAAAGGCCUAAACCCGGAGGGGAGAUUGACUCUACGUCGUGUGCUUGUCCCUGGUGGUUGUGUUUAUGCGUCUCUUCUUGUAUCAUCAUUUAUGCUGCGCUGAAGCUGUAUGGUUCACACGACUGACUUCGUAAAAUCAUGACUACAUUCCUAUGUUAAUGAAUAUGCCAAUAUUCAUCGGUUUGUACGAAUAUCAAUUCAGUAAAUGAAAUAAUGACAUGUUGAUCCUUC